AUGUCUUCUCCAGUUAAGAACGUCGCACUGAUUGGUGCCAGUGGUAACCUUGGAGUUGUCAUCCAGGACCAUUUCCUCGCCCAAAAAUCACCUCUCCGCCUUUCCGUUUUGACGCGGGAAAAGUCUGGUGCCAAGUUCCAAAAGGGCUUGAAUGUCAUCUCGACGGACUACAGCCCCGAGUCCCUCGAACGAGGGUUGAGAGGACAGGAUGUAGUCAUCAUGCUCCUCCCUCCAGAGUCCACUGUUGACCAUGAGACUGUCAUAGACGCGGCAGUCAAGGCAGGCGUCAAGCACUUCUUCCCCUCCGAGUACGGUGUUAGAACAUAUCACCCAGCUUUUGCCCAAGGCGUUUUGCUCGCGACGAAGAAGCGUUCUAUCGUGAAGCAUCUGGAGAAGACUCAGGAUAUCAUGAGCUGGACUGGUAUCAUGUGCAAUCCCUGGGUUGACUUUUGUGUCAUUGAUGGACUUCUGGGCUUUGACAUGAAGGAGCGAAAAGCCCGCAUCUACAAUGGCGGCGAUGUCCCAUUUUCCACGGGUCUCCGUGACUUGGCUGCCCAGGCUCUCUACGCGCUCAUCACCAACGCAGAGAGACUCGAGGAAGCAAAGAAUCAGUACAUCCACGUUGCUUCUUACACCGUGACUCAGAACGAAAUACUCGACGUCGUAAAAAAGUUGACUGGCCAGGAAUGGCAGGUCGAGAACGUCACCUCCGAGGGAGUCCUGCCAGAAGCCCUAGAGGACAUUAAGAGAGGAUUGAACUGGGGCUUAGGCCACCAAGUCCAAGCUAUUCUGUUUAGCUACGAUUCUGACGGCCAUUGUAUCGGUGAUUUUCGCCCGUUGGGGAUCUGGAAUGAGAAACUGGGUCUGCCAAAGAGUACCCUGGAGCAAGACUUGAAGGGCCCUCUUGCGGGUGAUUGGAAGGGGAUUGUUCACUGGCAGCCAGAUGAGCUUCCUAACUAUGAGCUCAAAAAGUAA
Messenger RNA from Fusarium proliferatum ET1, 975 nucleotides. RefSeq lists its product as uncharacterized. Bases 1 to 975 code for a protein of 324 amino acids. NCBI's taxonomy places the organism in Eukaryota, Fungi, Ascomycota, Sordariomycetes, Hypocreales, Nectriaceae. The record is from RefSeq and is a predicted model, not a curated record. Gene Ontology annotation, molecular function: oxidoreductase activity. The transcript is spliced from 3 exons.